UAUAAAAACUUAAUGAUACAAUGCUGGGAUGCUAGCCCAUCAAAAAGACCUGAUAUUAAUACACUUUUAGAUGAAAUUGACAAACUUAAUUUUCAUUAUCAAAAUAACUCAAAUGAAUCAACUAAAUUAGAAGAAAAUGAUAGAUCGGAAACGAAUAGUUUAGAAAAUUAUACUAGCAAUAGCAAGUUAUUUACAAGUAAAGUUCAUCAAUUUGAAAAUCUUUCUGAACCAAGAAAUGCAACAGAAGGUAUUUAUUAUAAUAUUAAAUACAUUAAAAGAAAAAAGUUUAAUACUAACUAA
Messenger RNA from Rhizophagus irregularis DAOM 181602=DAOM 197198, 300 nucleotides. RefSeq lists its product as uncharacterized. Lineage: Eukaryota; Fungi; Glomeromycota; Glomeromycetes; Glomerales; Glomeraceae. The record is from RefSeq and is a predicted model, not a curated record.